Molecule: messenger RNA, 689 nt
Organism: Paramecium primaurelia
Lineage: Eukaryota; Ciliophora; Oligohymenophorea; Peniculida; Parameciidae
Source: the annotation of a GenBank genome assembly
AUGGAUUUAAAUUGUAGAGUUAAAUGUGCAUGUGUAAUCAAUUUAAGUACAUUAAGCAAACAUGGAAUCUUAUCAUUGGUAGCUGAAAACCCAGUAUUCAUAAAUGAUUUACAAUAAGAAGCUUAAUUAUUAUAUUAGCAAAUUUUGAACUAAUAAGAUUCAUAAAAUGCUCCUUCUUUACCUGUUUAAAAGAUUUAUUCAUAAUCAGGAGCUUGGUAUUGUUCAUUAAAGAACAAUAUAGUAAUUAGUUUAUUAGUUACAUCCUCUUAUCCAAUGCCAAGUGCUAUGAGAUUGUUAAAACAAAUUGAAGAAUUAUUAAAGAGAUAAAUAUAAAGUGGGAAAUAUGAAUUUCAACCCUUAGAACCAAAUUUAAGACAUGUAUACUUUUUCAUCAAUAAUAGUUAUUAACAUAAUAUGAUAGAGAUCCUUUUACAGAUGAUAAAAUUGAAAUAACUUGUAAGUCUGUUGAUUCUAUCCAAGGAUUAAUGGAGGAAAACUUAAGAAAGUUUUAAAUGAAUUAGGAACAACUACAUGUUAUUCAUCACAAGAGUACAGAAGUAUCUCAAAUGGCUAAUCAAUUUCAAAAAGGAGCAGCAGCAGUUAAUACUAAAUAAAAUUGGGUUGCUUACUUAGCUAUAGGAAUAUUUGGAGCUCUUGUUAUUGGAGUAAUCAUUUAUAUCUUUUUAUGA